This is a messenger RNA of Caenorhabditis remanei, 642 nucleotides long. RefSeq lists its product as uncharacterized. NCBI's taxonomy places the organism in Eukaryota, Metazoa, Nematoda, Chromadorea, Rhabditida, Rhabditidae. The coding region runs from base 1 to 642 and encodes 213 amino acids. The transcript is spliced from 5 exons. The record is from RefSeq and is a predicted model, not a curated record.
AUGGAAAUGGAGCGAACAGAAGCAUUCGAAAAGGCGAAAGCUUUGGCGGAAGCAGGAACACUCAACGAGGCAUUCGAAGCAAUUGAAAAAUACACUUCAGAGGAGGGGAUUGAGUACACUCAGUCUGAAAUGCAUACAAUCAACAUUAUUGUGUGUGAAAAACUGACGAGUUGCUCAUUUGAAGAGAAGAAGGAUGCAUGUUUUGCUUGUCUGCCACUUUUAGAAGGAGUCAAGCUGGUAAAAUCAGCAGAAUGGCUCGAUCUGUAUAUCGAUGCAGUCUACGACGUCUUCAGCAAACUUAGUCGGUAUGCCAGAGAUGAGGAACGGAAUGAGGUGUGGAAUCGGGUGAAGGAAAUCUUUUAUGAGCUUACGUUAGCUGCAAAAAAGGUGUGGAAGGAGAAAAACCAGCCACAGGGGCUCGAAGUCUAUGUCAGUUACGCGAAACUUGUCAAAAGUUAUCUGGAUGUGGCCGAUGAGGAUUCUUUCAAGAUAUGCGAAAACUUUGCGAAAGAAGCAAAGUUCGUUGGAAAAGGUACUCUGGACGACGAGGAUUACAAAGAUGCCAAAAAAUCGAUCGACACCAUCAACAAGAUGAUCACUGAUGCUAGACACGAGAAAGAGCUCAUUGAGGACUCCGAAUAA